Messenger RNA from Platichthys flesus (European flounder), 5857 nucleotides. RefSeq names its product ST6 beta-galactosamide alpha-2,6-sialyltranferase 2a (gene st6gal2a). Gene Ontology annotation, molecular function: sialyltransferase activity. NCBI's taxonomy places the organism in Eukaryota, Metazoa, Chordata, Actinopteri, Pleuronectiformes, Pleuronectidae. The coding region runs from base 313 to 1947 and encodes 544 amino acids. The record is from RefSeq and is a predicted model, not a curated record. The transcript has 7 exons.
CACACACACACACACACACAGCUCCGACCAGUGGAUCAUAUCUUCACAGAGAACAGAGCGAGCCGAGGCGGACCAAACCAGGGCUGCAUGCUCGCUCUGCAACCAGGCGAACCGGAGCUAAACAUGCAUCGACGGGCAGCAGCCGAGGAGCGACACCGAUUCUAGGGUCCUGCUAUAUCCUGGUGGACACAUGGACAUGAAGAAAUAAAAGCAUCAGUUCAGGCCCUCCAGCUGACUUCUGGGCUAAGCCCUGGCUGUGGGGCUUGGUUGGUGGUUGGCCAGCUGAACAGGCGUGUAUGUGAGUGAGAGGUAAUGAAGUCCAGUAUGAGGCAGUGGCGGAGGCUAGUGCUGGUGGGAAUGCUGGCCUGGGCUCUCCUCUUCCUCGCCCUCCUUUCUUACUUCCUGGAUGCCCGUGUGGACGAGCCCCUGACCUCUGCUGGCUCCUUACUCUCCCAGCACCCUGACACACGUCGCCUGGCCUCCAUACAAGCCUCCCACCAACAUCACGCCAUCAUGGGCUCCCGACCUGAGCAGGCUUUGACGUUAAUUACAACCUAUCCCGCAGAUGAGCCAGAGCCUUCGGCCAGCUCCAUGACCCCAGAGUCCAGCCUGGAGGCGAGCCGCAGCCCCAACAGUGCUCCCUAUGCCGUCUAUGGCAGCCAGGAAGCCAGCCGCCAGGAUUACCUGGACCCCCAGAGCCUGGCUGCCUGGUCCUCCUUUGGUACGGAGAAUGUGGGCUCUCACUCAGACCCUGCAGUCCCGAGUCGUGAGAGAACAUCUCAGCUCAAAGAGUAUCAGAACCAUAUUAGAGCCAAACGCCACCGGGAUGGUGGGGAGGAGGAGGAGGAAGAGGAGGAAGAUGCGAGGGAAAACGAAGAUGAAGAACUGGGAAACAGAAUUAGCGAGAGAGCACGCAGGCGGCCCGGUGGCGACUCCACUGAUUUGGAGGAAUAUUAUUUCUCCAAAUCGGCAUCUGUGGUGCAGCGGCUGUGGCGAGGCCGGGUCUCUUCCGGCAUGCUGAGUCCUCGGCUGCAGCGAGCCAUGAAAGACUAUGUGAGCGCCAACAAACACCACGUUACCUACCAGGGCCACCGCAUGGCUGCCCAGAGUGCCAAGGAGCUGCUGUGUCAAAUGAAAGCUCAGGCCCGGCUGAGGACGGUGGACGGGUCGGAGCAGCCCUUCUCCUCGCUCGGCUGGGCUCGUCUGGUGCCGUCCCUUCCGCUGGAACAACUGUACAAGCAGCAGAAGCAGAGCAGCUUCAAGACCUGCGCCGUGGUCACAUCGGCUGGUGCCAUCCUGCGCUCCGGACUGGGCAAAGAGAUCGACACUCACGAUGCAGUGUUACGAUUCAACGCUGCACCUACAGACGGAUACGAGAGAGACGUGGGUAACAAAACCACCAUCCGCAUCAUCAACUCGCAGAUCCUGGCCAAUCCGAAGCAUCGAUUCAACACAAGCUCUAUCUACAAGAACGUGACGCUGGUGGCCUGGGACCCUGCACCUUACACUGUCAACUUACACAAGUGGUACACCAGUCCAGACUACAACCUGUUUGGUCCGUACGUGGAGCACCGAAAGCUCCAUCCUGGCAAGGCGUUCUACAUCCUUCACCCCAGCUACGUGUGGCAACUCUGGGAUGUGAUUCAGGGCAACACUCAGGAGAACAUCCAGCCCAAUCCUCCCUCAUCUGGCUUCAUAGGAAUCCUCCUGAUGAUGUCCCUCUGCGAGCAGGUGCAUGUGUACGAGUACAUUCCCUCCAUGAGGCAGACGGACCUGUGCCACUACCACGAGCGAUAUUAUGAUGCUGCGUGUACACUGGGUGCCUACCAUCCCCUUCUAUAUGAAAAGAACCUGAUCCAGCGGAUCAACACGGGACCCGAGAGUGACCUCCGCCGGAAGGGACGGGUCACUCUCCCAGGCUUCAGCACCGUCAACUGUGACAUCUGAAAUAUGAAACCUGAACCUCUUUCUCCUACACACACACACACUCUGGCCUUUUCUGGCUGACUAAGGGAGAGGUGCAAUAAAAUCACUGGAGACAUGGAGGCUGAAGCUUACAAGAUUCGAAAUAGACCCACGAAGAACAUAAGCCAAACCACUCCAGGGAGGGAUCAAUGCGGAGGCUUCAGAAAGAACUUGUCUUUUCAUCAAGAUGGUUUACUAGACCAGAGACUUCCAGGAAGAGUCUCCAAAAUGUUGAUAUGAAAAUUUCUCUCUGCUUUAGCUGAGCCACGUUAGCUGUGGAGCUGACUAGGGUAGCAACAGAUCAGUGUUUUUAGAUAGACACGUGAGUUUUCAAUAACUGGGUGUGUUUCAAUGGUGUAAAAUGUGUGUUUUUUCAAUAGUUCGGGUGGUUCUCCACUCAAAGGAAAUGCCACUGUUUAUAACGGUGGCGAUACUUGUGAUUUAUUUUUCCUUCUACUGGUCCAAAGGGUUGUGAGCAAGCAAGGACGUCAUCCACGCUGAAUGUCAGGAAUGCAGCAUUGUUUUUAGACACACACACACAAGCCGCAGCAGCACAUGCAGAAGAACGCGGCUGCAAAGAGACAGUCAUGCUGUCACAUCAGUCAUGGACUGUACAUUGCUCUGUAGCAGCUGUUCCUGUUUGACAUUCCUCUGGUAUCGCGCUGUGCAAUCAGAAGUUGUGCGUCGUCCUGAGGGGUUAAUUUCACACUACUGACAUGGUUACGCUUAAUAACUAAACCACUUUCCCGUGCAUGUUAACUCACAAUCGCCAGGUUGUCACUUCGGGCUCACGUGUUUUGGACGAUUCUUUAAUAGCCUAUCGGCCAGUUAAAAGCUAACUGGAAGGCACCGUUCUUCUGUUUCUAUUCAUUCUACCUAUCGUCAAAUCUAUUUACUUUCUCUGAGGGCGUUUUUGAAUCAAUGUAAACAGGGCUGAAAUGGAUCUGCGGGAACAAACAGGUGCUCAGAGCCGCCGUAAACCUGUGCUAAGUGCUUAACUGACCACUUCCCUCGGUUCGCCUCGUGGCUGAAUCGAACACAGGCAGUACACACCAUGGCAGGACACCGGUACCGUGGAGAAUGGUUGCCAUGAGAUGUGCGAAGCAGUCGAUAUUGCUGAAUUGACCUGUAUCAGGGGUCUCAGCUCUGCCUCAGCAAUCACCACCUACCCCUGUUUUCUCAUCGUCGGUUCACUCUUUUAUUGAAUGUAAUUUUACCACUGUGUGGCCAAGCCCUGGGUGGCGAUCACCACUGCAGAACGGUCUCUGUGUGUAGCUCGCUGCAGGGAUAUUUAUUUGUCAUGUAACAGCAUGAAGCUCAUUUCCUAAAACUAUAAAUGUGUCAUAUUUUCUGAAUCCUCUAAUAUUGGUCCGAACCCAUCCACAGCUCAUAGCGGAGAUGACUAUAAAAGAGGAAUUUGAACCAGUAUCAUCACCAGAUUUGCUUUGUCUCCAACUAGGAGUUAUUGUUUUUUACAGUGAGGCAGUGCCACAUCUGUGACGAUCUCCAGAGAUAUUAGUUCAAUGUGGAAAAGAGGCUUGGGGGUGUUUUUCACUGCAAAUAUGCAGUCGGUCGGUCAAAAAUCUUUCCUAAUACAAGAGAUUUUUACUACUAAGUGUACUAUCUUACAAAAUGUGCUCGUGCCAUUGAUUGUGGUUUGGUGAAAGAUGUGAAAACUUGUCACAGAAAUGUUGCUUUGAAUAGUUGUAUGACUGUUGAAGAAGGUAGGUAUGUGUUGUAGCAUGUAGAUGAGUCUGGGGUUGGUAUCAUCCAAAAUCUGACAGUAUCAGUACGAACACAUUGUGCUGAUACUUGAACUGUUUUACAAGUCGAGUCAAACCUGAUUAAAGAAAAGAGACAGAAAGUUGCCCAAAUAUUUUUUGCCAACUUUUAAUAAGUAUCUUUCGGGGUGACUAUUGAAACACUGAUAUUCUGUGUGUCACGAUCUAGUAAUUUUCUUUGGAAAUUUAAUUGAGAAACUAUGUGUAUAUGAAACAAUCGGACAAUAUUGAAUAAUUCCGUGAAUUACAUACCUGGCUCAAGAUCUCAUCACAUUGAUGCAAAAUUCUGCCGAUCAAUUAUUGCCAAGAAAGCUGUUCUUAUUGAUUUGGAGCAUCUUUGAUAAUAAUGUUAAUGAUCAAAGAUGAAGCUACUUCAGUAGAAAUCAUGCGGAAAUACAGUUGGCAGAGUAUAUACGGUAUAGAGGGUAUAAAUAAGUGUAUAUCAUUAUUACGCAUAUAGGGUUAUAUCACCCUGGCCCACUUUUCUGAAUGAUGAGUUUGGCUCAUUGUGUUCAGAGUGCAAUAAGUACAAAGGUUUGAUACCCAGCCCCAUUUUCAUGUUAAUUAUAUUAUUAGGCAUGUUCUUAGAAGAAAAAAAGGGCCAGACUAAAGUCAGCAACUGUAACAGAGGUUUCAAAAGGAGAAACGGUUUAAGAAAGAUUUCAGCCUUCAUUCACAACCAUGCAGGGUCUCAGCUCUGCUGUAGGUUCUGAGAUUAAUAUCCAGAUGUUUUAGUGCUUGUGAUUGUAACACACUGAAGGUGCAUAAACCCUGAACAUAUUGUACAUGUGUUUUUCUUAAUAACUUUGAUCACUUUCCGAUGCACAGAGCAUGCACGCCGAGAUCAGGGCUAAGAGUCUUAAACUGUCUGUGCUGUACUGUGCUGCGAGUAGACACCAUUGUCAUUAAUGUCGUGAGAGGAGAUUGUACUAUAAGAUUUUUUUUUAAUCUUAAGUGGUGUUUUACAUAUUUCAGUGCAUGCUUUUGGAAAAGGGAGGAAGACGUUGCCAGAUGGGAAACGUUGAAGUAUCCUAUCAGAGGCGUAAAAGGAUCGGAUUAUUGUAAUAUUUUGUGACAAAGUAUUAUACAAGAGAACAAUAACGAUACCUAAACCACGUUGAUUAUGAAUAGAUGAUUAUUUCAUAAAUGAGCAAUUAUUACCUGGAAAGACAUCACUUGAGUUGACAACACGUUAAAUCAGACGCAUGAUCCACAUUCCCAGACAUCAUCACAACAAGUGUAAAUACAGACGUAGGAUCAAUAGCCUUUUUACUGCAAGGAUUAUAAUAACUCCUAUCACUGUCACACAAAAAUUGGAUUGUGUUCAUUAUGGAGAGUAUUGAUCAUGCAUUGCUCAGAGAGUCAAAUUAUGGUAAAUCUGGCAGCUGCAGGUAGAAGUAGUUCCUUUGAAGCAGUUGAGUGAGUGGGAUGCCUCCUGGCAACUUUAUCACAUCCUGAUAAGUUGCCAAAUCCUUUAUUCAUUAUGUUUCAGAUGAGCUAGUUGAACUCAGAAUGAGGUGUUGCCGCUUCUACCGAGACGCUUAAGAUGGCGCGUAAUUGAAUUUUGAUCCUCGUCAAUGCAACUAUGUUAUUGCUAGUAUUUAAUACAGGACAUGACAUUAACUUUGACAAGUUGGAAAGCGGCGAGAUGAGAAAACGCAUUCGGAGACACUGUAUUACAUUUCUCUCUCCCUCUCUCUCUUUUUCUCUUUCUCAGCCUCUGUCUGUCCGCUCUUUACCCGUGAGGCCUAUUUUUCAUGUUGUUAUUAUUCAAUAUUGUGGGAACUGCUGCACCACACACUGCCUCUGCGGGAUUGUUCUACUUCUCAAUUUUUUUAUUUUCUACAUUUCCCUGCUGGGGCUUGCAGUAUUCCUAAAAUGAAGAAGAGAAAAAACAAAAAAAGAAGCAUCCAUAUCCGAACAUGGUAAGAGUGAAGGUUGUGUUUCACUCCCAAAAGCCUUAGGGUGUUCUUCUUGACUUUGAUUUGUCAGUGAAUUCUCUUCUAAUUACACUUGAAUUAAUAUUUAAAUAGACCAUUUGUAUGAUUUCAGCUGUUGUAAUUUGUCUUUUUUUACAGUGUAAAUAAAGCUGUUGUUCAUGUCAAACUGUC